AUGGAUGUGCUUAAGGAAGCUCUAGCCGAUGCGAAUGAUCGCCACGAAUGGCAGCGAAAAGAAACUAACGACCGCCACGAGCGACAACUGAAGGAAGCUAGUUACCGCUUCACAGACUUCUCGAAGUUUGCUCUCAAGCUGUCGACUGACGUGCUCACCAAGUCAACUCCAGUUUUAAAGCGGACGAGGGACGCGUUGGAAGAAAGCACAACUCUCGCCUACGGAUGCAGGGCUCGUCUUACAACGAGACACAAUACUGCCAUGAUUGAUUUUGUGAAAGAUUCUCCGAGACAUAUUCGAAGACAAGUGGUGGACGCGAUCGAGCCACGUAUUCUUCGGUCAGUGAAUAAUAUCAUGAGCAUCUCCGAAACCAAGACCGUCGCCAGUCCUGAAGUUGCCGAUAAGCUAUCCAAAAGCGUAAUCAAGCACACCAAGAGCGCGUGGAAGGAAAACGGGAGAACGUUCGCGAGCAAGGUAAAAAAAAAACGCCAGCGGGUGCGCAAGUAA
Molecule: messenger RNA, 507 nt
Organism: Phytophthora nicotianae INRA-310
Lineage: Eukaryota; Oomycota; Peronosporomycetes; Peronosporales; Peronosporaceae
Exons: 2
Coding region: 1-507 (168 amino acids)
Source: RefSeq, a predicted model, not a curated record